AUGCACAGGAAUGCGCUUCGGGGUCUAUACAGUGGCUAUUUGAAGACUAAAAACCAAGCGGUGAUUUCUCCGAUUGUAGAUGACACGGAUGGCCACAACAAUGGCACCUUGUUUACGGGUGAGCUUGAUAAUGGGUUCGGUAUUCGAAGUCAUGCACCAUCGCAUUUUAACUCGAACAACGAAUUGGAAGGUGUAUAUAACAUGUCAGGCGCGGCCGUGUCAGUAGAUAUUCAUAAUAUUCCAGAAACAGCUGAGAAUUCUGUGCAACGCAAAAGCGCUUACGAUGCAAGAAUGCUCAGUCGACCUCAAAUUGGACAAUAUCUUACUCCUGACAAUGAUUCGAACCAAGAAAUGUCUACUUUUGCUGGACCUCUCGUCUAUCAAAAGUAUGCAGUACUCGGCCAAAAGCAUCAAUGGAGGAAAAGUCGCUCCAGCCGAUCGCGCCAGCAUCAGACGAUCUCGCCUGUUGAUGCUAAUUAUCCUGCGGAGCGCGCUGAAAGUGACGCAUUUGGCUUUAGACGUGGUGUUCUCACUUCAAGCUCAGCCUUAUCACAUGACGAGAGGCACUCGUCGCAAGAAUUGUCAUCAAUUGAUACCCGAAUCGAGAGAAUAUCGUCCUCGCAGUCCAACAGCUCAGGACGAGAUAGUGACUAUUCCCAAGGUCGAUCUCAAGGCGAGCACAGCAAUACAUCUGAAGAUGGUCGACAAUUUGUAGUCACAAAACAAAAAAAAUCGAAAUACAGUGCCAAGCUACAUCUUCACGGUCAGAAACCUCUUUAUCUCGGCAGGUACAAGAAUCAAGAGGCAGCCCUUGCAGCUUGUGAGAGCGCCUACAGCGUCGUGACUACCCCACGCAAAUGA
Plasmopara halstedii is the source of this 861-nucleotide messenger RNA. RefSeq lists its product as uncharacterized. NCBI's taxonomy places the organism in Eukaryota, Oomycota, Peronosporomycetes, Peronosporales, Peronosporaceae. The coding region runs from base 1 to 861 and encodes 286 amino acids. The record is from RefSeq and is a predicted model, not a curated record. The transcript has a single exon.